Molecule: messenger RNA, 438 nt
Organism: Anthostomella pinea
Lineage: Eukaryota; Fungi; Ascomycota; Sordariomycetes; Xylariales; Xylariaceae
Source: the annotation of a GenBank genome assembly
AUGCCAAACUCGCCCAAAGGCACAACGACGACCCCCGCUGCGCAGAAGGUGGAGGGCGAGGGAACUAUGGAUCCUGCCGCUAAGGCCAAGGAAACGAGGGGCAACAAGAGACGCUUCAGACGAAUUCGGAAAGUAGUUGAGGCUGGUGUAACGACCCUCACAGAAGAAUGCCAGGCUUUUAUCGCGGAGCUGAUCCACCGCCGAAAAUGCGACCCGGAUGCAACCGGAAUUGACAAAUUCGUACAUAAGCUAGGGACCCAGAUCACCAACAGAACGCAGGCGCUCACCUACCGGAUGGUAGAAUGGCACCUCAAACGGAAGAACUUUGAGCUGGUGGAGAAAAUCCCGGGGGAAAAGCUCGCAUAUAUGAACCGAGACUCUGGGGAUGUCUGGCUUUGGCGCUCACCUAGCGCCGAAGAGCCCAAUGAUAAGAAAUAA